Xyrichtys novacula (pearly razorfish) is the source of this 13321-nucleotide messenger RNA. The record is from the annotation of a GenBank genome assembly. Lineage: Eukaryota; Metazoa; Chordata; Actinopteri; Labriformes; Labridae.
GGAGUUUGUUGGCGUCCGAAGAGUCUGAUGUUGUUGUUUUUGUAGUUGUUGUUCUGUGGUGUGAAGUUGUCUGACGUGAAGCUGAACUCUCUGGAUUUUAAAAAGUUACUACUUUAGGCAACAAUUUUAAUCUUGUUUGUCUUUAUUUCUCCGGUAGAAAUGAAACUUUGAGAACUGUUUAGGAAGAGAAAAAGGGAGAAAUUGUGGAAAAUGAAACUUACAAAGAGAACUAGUUGCUUCCAUAUUGAUUAGGCCAGUAUGCUUUACAAAUAUACUAAAGACAUGCAGAAACCUUAAAAUGUACCUAAACUCUUGCUUUUGAAUUUCAGUCCAAAUAGAGUAAUAAAACAUCUUAACACAUAUGUGUUAGUCUACAGAAAUGUGCAAUGUAGAGUAUGAAGUGCCGAAUUUUGCAGCUUUAUCUCUUGCCUUUUUCUCUACCGUUUCUAUCUGGAUAAAGUGACUUUUCGCACUUGGAGAACAGAUUUUCCCUCAUUUCCUCUUUUUAAAAUAACAGUUUGGUUCAUGAUGUACCUCUGCAGCUUUAUUCCAAUAUUAUCCACGUUCAUGAGGGGAAAAACACCUCCACAGCUACAAAAUACAUUGAUUUAUUUAACCAGAAAUAACAACAGUAAGUUCGUCCUGUCUUACUUUUUAUUGCAAACACUUCUUUUCCCCUCCCGUGGAUUAUAUCAAUGACCAAUCAGUUCAUAAACAACAUCGUGCAGCCGCGAUGACAAAGACUCUGCAGCCUCAUACCGCCACUUCAAAGUGUCCUCAUUAUUCUGAGGAAUUAGUCUGAACAUUUGGAAUAAUUAGCGCUAAUUGGCCGUAAUAGCCGCGUGCCAGAACAGUAAAAAGGUGCUGAUUUAGAUGAUUAAGAAUGUCUCGUGAAAUUCUGUAUAAUUAAAGCAGCCAUAUACGCAGGAUUCAGCCUCUGCAGGGACAUGCUGUCGGUUUAAUUGCCUGCGAUUAUGUAUGGCCUGAAUUCUACACCUCCAGUAUCAUCUGAGCUGUUUAUUCCAACUGUGAUAUUUAAGCUUGGACUUUACUAUAAUUUACUUUUUUAACAGUAUGUUUUUUUUAAUCGUGUGCAUGUCUCCUCAGUGCAUGUUGAAUAGUGAGAUUACUCUGUUUAAUAUGAAUGUAGCCGUGAAAUCUGCCACCACAAGUCUGUCAGUUACACAACUAUAGCCGAUGAUCCCCGUGACAAACUGUGACUGAUCUGCAUGACACUGUACUGUUUGGACUUGAGCCCCCAAGUCCUCGGCUUCACUUUGACAGCUUUAUUUUGCUGUGAGUGCAAAAACAAUGAAACAAAAGAAAUAUUUAACAGUUUAAUUUGAAGGUGAAAUAAUUCAAACUGGAUCAGAGUCAAUGUGAUAAAAGAGAACAACUUUAUAAAUGAUUGUGUCUGCCACCAGAAGACGCUGUGUUUCUGUAACUCCUGUAUAAAGAGAAUAUGGACUCGACCUGCAGGUACAUAUUUCUCCCUCUGCUGCUGCUGCUGCAAGACUGACUUCACACCUCCUGACCGAGACAUUACCAAAGAGAUGAGAAUUUAAAAAAUCUACUGUAUUGAUUUUACUGUCAUCAAAGGUUAACUAUCGGCUCAGGAUGUGUGGGGGAAAAGUUAUUGCUGCUUUUACGCAUCUGUCAUUUGUACUAAUUUUGUUGCUAAAGGACAUUAUGAAAGAAAAAUAUUGUAGAAAUGUAGGUCCUUUACAUUAUGAUUGAUUUCUUUAACUGAAAAAAAGUAAAAUAAUAAUAUGCCAUGGCUGUAUUAUGGAGAUACACACCACCAAAAACGCGUCUGAAUUCAAUAAGACAUGUCAGUGUUCUAUACAGUUUACUCCUAGCUAUACAACACAUAUUAAACAGAUAAAUUAAAUGACUCAGAACACGAAUAAAGCUGUAAUUUUUGUUGCACGUCGGAAUACUCAGGAAGAAAAAUCAAAUACAAUUUUGAAAAUACGAUUUUGGAUGAAAAUUCCAUGAAAAAGGAAACCAAAACCCCGUGCGUAAAAGUGAACUUUGGCGCGUCAAGAGGCUCAGAGUGCCAUUCCUUGACUUCAAAGCCGGUUGGAUGGAGCCUAAAAUCUUUUCAAUGGCUCCUGUGCAGAAUUUCAGCAAUGAGAUAUGAUUGAGUUAAACUGUUGUAGCUCCUUGAGCAUUAGGCCAAGACGCUGCUGAGUGAGGGCUACCUGGCGUUGUGUUGCAGGAGAGUACUUGAACGCCGUUAACUUCGCAUGAGAGCCUCUCCUGCUUCACACUCUAUUUUCUGUUUAUUUUCGUGUGUGCGUGUGUGUGUGCGUCUCUUUUUAAGACGGGUGUGUUCAUGUGAAUUUUGGUAACACGCUGUUUGCGUCCAAUGAUAUCAAAAGGGGAAAAAAGGAAUAGAAAGGAGGGGGGUUAAUGAUUUACGCAGCCACUUCACGCGCGGAUGUGUAUUUAUUUACUUAUCAGUAUCAGUCAAUUCCCCUCCCCGCAAGUGCACUUUUGCAUGUGUGAGUACGAUAAGGCAUAACACAAACAAUCCUGCAAUCACUGGAGGCCUCUCGUGGCCAUUAAAAGUCAGGAGUUCAACCGAGGAGUGCUUCUCCAACUCUCAAGUCCAUAUAGGCCUCCUUUCAUCAAGAGGCCCUCGUAAACAUCACUACAGUUAAUAAAGUGCAUUGUGGUCAGUGCAGUCCCGAGGUGCAGCAGCGUGUUUAUCACACACAGGCAACAACAGCUGUAGCGCGAGCCCCCCGGACAGCGCGUGCAGCCAGCCGGGACGCACAUCUCUUGCUCAUCAUGUACAGCGCUUAUGUUAUUGUUAGUGGGAGGGGAGCGCAUGUCUUGGAAGUGAAAUUACGCGCGGCGAAAGGAGGCUCGAGCUGUUUGGUAUUGUUGCGGAUGCCCCGCCUCUGAUGGUAGCCUUAAACCUGGCACCCAGCUAAAACAAACCAAAGCCAGCACCCAGCUCCCACUCAAUCCAAUUAAGGCGGACUUGAGGCGGCUCUCCUUACGUGUUCAUCUACCAGGAUCGACGUUGAGACAACAGGAACCAGAGGGGCUUUGGCCAAAAAAAAAAAAAAAAAAAAAAAAGGAGAAAAAAAAAAAGAGAAGGAGAGAUUGCCUUGCCUUCUAAUUUCUCCCUCUCCAGUCCCAGAACAAUGUCGAUGAGCCCUAAGCAUACGACUCCUUUUUCUGUUUCCGAUAUCUUGAGUCCUCUUGAGGAGAGCUAUAAGAAAGUAAGUAUGGAGAAUAACAACUUGGGGGCACCUCUCACUUCGUACCGGCAGCCGCAGGUCUCUCAGGCGGCGAUGCAGCAGCACCACAUGGGCCACAACGGGACUGUGUCUGCGGCGUACCACAUGACGGCUGCAGGUGUCUCCCAGCUGUCACACACGGCAAUGGGGGGCUACUGCAACGGCAACCUGGGCAACAUGGGCGACCUGCCGUCUUACCAGGACGGCAUGAGGGGCAGCACCACGGCCACCGGCUGGUACGGAGCCAACCCAGACCCGCGCUUCUCCACCAGUGAGUAUCGUGCACCUGUUUGAGUCCAGCUUUGAGAUGAGUUAUGGAUAUAGUUUCUGCAUUCAUGUUGUUCCUGGCACUUGCGCGCUUAAGUGGGCUCUCUAGAAACCUGUGGGGUUAACAUUUAGAUUUAUAUUUUGGCGACAAUGUUUGAGGGAAAAAUGUAGUAAAGCAACAUUUUUUAUCCAGGGUGUCAAACGUUUGGGAAAGUCUUAAAAGGAGAACCGUGCGAAAAUCUCCCCAAACUCUACGCUUUAAUUUCACGAAUGUUUAUAUUCAGUAUUUUCUCUAAUUUAUCCAGAAAUAUUGCGAAUAAGUCCAGAAUUAUUCUCCCACUGUGUGCCCAGGGAUAUGUGGAUAUUUGACGGUUGAAUAAUAAUAAUAAAACACGGAUUUUGUCGCGCAUUACGCAUCAUUUUGAGGCCUUUUUGGAAAGGCGUUUGAGACUGAAAACAUGGAUAAUUUUGCCAUGCACUUUUUGACAACUGUUAAAAUAAUUAUGGGAUCAGAAAUGACAUUUAUGCAAAGGUUAAUUAUAUCACGACUCCAUAUAAAAGUUAUUUAAUAUUCAGACGAAGAAGUAAGAUGUCAAGGGAAAUAAUUGUUUGAGCGUCCUGUAACAUUUUCGCGCGUAAAAUCAGAAAUUUUGUGGCAUUAAUCGGAUUUUUUUCCCCUUCAGUUUCUCGCUUCAUGGGUUCGUCUUCGGGCAUGAACAUGGGCAGCAUGGGCAGCCUCAGCUCCCUGGCAGAUGUGGGUAAAGGCAUGGGAUCACUCUCCAGCACCCCGAGGAGAAAAAGGCGUGUGCUGUUCUCCCAGGCGCAGGUCUACGAGCUGGAGCGACGCUUUAAGCAGCAGAAAUACCUGUCCGCUCCAGAGAGGGAACACCUGGCCAGUAUGAUCCACCUCACCCCGACCCAGGUGAAGAUCUGGUUCCAGAAUCACCGGUACAAGAUGAAGCGGCAGGCCAAAGACAAGGUGUCCCAGCAACAGAUGCAGCAGGAGAGCGGCUCUUGCGCGCAGCAGCAGCAGCAGUCCCCGAGGAGGGUGGCCGUGCCGGUGCUCGUGAAGGACGGUAAGCCGUGCCAGGGCAGCGGCCACACGCCCACGUCCUCCACGCAGAGCCACCACCAACAGGCCGGUAACGUCAUGAUCAUGUCUAACAAUGCGUCAGGGCUCGCGCAACAUCAGAGCCAGCAGGUGGGGAGCACGGGUCACUCUCCGGAUCUGGCUCCGCACUCCUCCAGCCCGCCGUCCCUGCAGAGCCAGGUGGCCGGCCUGUCUCACCUCAACUCCCCCGGGGCAGAGUACGGCUCGGCCCUGCAGUGUUCAGCCCUGUUAUACGGCAGGACAUGGUGACAAGAGGCGCCGGCUUUUCUUUCAAACAACUCUUCUAUUUAAAAAAGAAAAAGACUUUUUUUUGUUUCUCCUGUCAAGACUCGAGAAGUUUUCCUGUAAAUGUGCGUUUGAACAAGAGCCGAGCGUUGCAAAUCUUGAAUUUUCACUCUUUCUUUUUUUUUCCCGGAUGAAGUUUGACUAACAUGGAAGGAGACAGAAAAACAAUUUUUGACCAUAAACUGCGGAUGUGAAAGUCUUUGGAUUUAUUUAUGUAAAUUAUAUUAAGACAAAAAGAAGAAUCAGCAGUCAUAUAGGCCGCACAAGUGUGGGAAGAAAUGAAGACAUAUAAGAAACUGCAAUAGACCAACACGAGUGCCGCUUUACACCCCACAAACACACACACACACACACCUGACUCUGAUUUAUAAUAGAAUUUAAUGUAAGCCGUAGAUUUAGCUUGUAUAUUUCUGUAAAAGGUUUGGAUUUUAGCUAUCUGUUGUACAAAGUUUUCGACGCUAUUUGCCGGUUUGUUGUCGUUUUAUUGGUAUUUGUACGUUUGAUUUCUUUGUAACUUAUAUAGAUAUUUGACUUACUACAAAACAGUCCUAUUAAUAAAUUAUGGAAACAAGACGGUUAAGUUUUUGUGGCAUAUUUUAAAAACGCAAAGAUAAAUGGCGAAGGUGCAGAAACUAUUAUUAUUAUUAUUAUUAUUAAUAUUAUUAUUAUUAUUGUCCGAUACAAACUAUGCGUCAAAUUUAUCCACAUUUUUCAGCCAUUUUUUCCUUGUUUUCCUCUGUGAUAAAUCACUCACUAACCAAUCUCAUAGUUAAAGGCUGCAGAGUAAACUAAACCUUUAUGUGCAGUUUGCUCUUUUUUUCUCUUUCUUUUUGUGUGUCUGUGUUUGUGUCUGUGUGUCUGUGUGUGUUUUUGCAUGCUGCACGUGUGAGUCAGAAAGGUGAGGUCUCUCUGCUCCAAACAUCAAACAAAAAACGCUGCGCAAAGAAAACCUUGUCGGUGAAAUCCCUGUCCAAACAGCGCCGUGUUUUUCUUCUCAGAUUACUAUGGGUGUGCGGCUAUCAGCUGCUUUAUCAAUAAUCAAUCAGGAAGGUGAAAGGAAACGACUAAAGGCUGUUUGUGCCCCGGUAUCGAUAACAAACCAGUGCCAGAGAUAUUUAUUUUAACAUUCAGCUGUGUUGAUGUUUUUAAACGGCUGAAAAUAAAAAGGGCAACCGGUCAUUUAUUUCUCCUCUGUAAACAAAAAGCUGUAGUAAUCAUUAGAGGCGAUUCUCCCGCCAAAUCAUGGCGCCGCUUUAAGUAUUAACGGCUAAAAAGUGGUUGCUAAGCUACAGGAGUAACGGCUAGCAUAAAAUCAGUGUCCUCCAACCAAUUUAAAACCUUUUUAAACACAUUUUUUUAAUCAUAAAAUACCAUAUACACACUGUUACCCGACUUAUCUGGGGUCUUAUCCAUUUCAUAUAAGCUUUUAAAAACACAUUAAUGAGGACUAGUUUGGCUAACUAUCGUAUAAAACAUAGCACACACAUAUAGGUGGAAUUCUUGUUAGCUAACUGCUAUUUUUGAUGAAAUUAUAGUGUAAAAGUCUACUAGGGAGCAGUUUGAAGGUGAUGUAACCUCUCUAGCCUUGCUCCCCUUUGUUUGAAUUUCACCAGCACGACCUUUGUAGCUUUGGGCUUUGAGAAAAUGAGCGCUAACGUCGUACUAAGCUAUCACAAUUGAACUAGCCUCCUGUACACCUGGUAUAACUUACUUAAAUGCCCACAUAUAAAGCUACAGAUGAAAAAAUUGUGUUUAGUGUUCCUUACUGUAAAAAUAUAGAGGAUCCUUACUGUAUUUUAACUCCAGGCUUUGGAACUAGCCUUCCUUGCACCUGUUAUAGCUUAACCUAAAUGCCCACAUAUAAAGCUACAGCUAUAAAAAAUAUUGAGUUUAGAGUAAAUUACUGUAAAAAAAAUAAAGAUAGUCCUUACUGUAUUUCAACUCCACGCUUUGUAUGCACCUGUCUGUGUCCUAAUACAAUUAAACUACCCUUCUUUAGACCUGUUAUAACUUACCUAAAUGCCCACAUAUUAAGCUACAUUUAAAAAAUAUUGUGUUUAGUGUAAAUUACUGUAAAAGUAUAGAGGGUCCUUCCUGUAUUUUAACUCCAGGCUUUGUAACUAGCAUCCUUUACACCUGUUAUAACUUACCUAAAUGCCCACAUAUUAGGCUACAGCUGAAAAAUAUUGCGUUUAGUGUAAAUUACUGUAAAAAUAUAGAGGGUCCUUCCUGUAUUUUAACUCCAGGCUUUGUAUGCAACUGACUGAGUCCUAUUACAAUUGAACUAGUCUCCUUUACACCUGUUAUAGCCUCACCUAAAUGCCCACAUAUAAAGCUACAGCUAUAAAAAAUAUUGAGUUUAGAGUAAAUUACUGUGAAAAAUAAAGACAGUCCUUACUGUAUUUUAACUCCACGCUUUGUAGGCACCUGUGUCCUAAUACAAUUGAACUAGCCUCUUGUACACCUGUUAUAACUUAUCUAAAUGCCCACAUAAAAAGCUACAGCUGAAAAAUAUUGUGUUUAGUGUAAAUUACUGUUAAAAUAUAGAGGGUCCUUCCUGUAUUUUAACUCCACGCUUUGUAUGCAGCUGACAGUGUCCUGUCAAAGCUAAUUGCCUGACUUAACAUGGGAUCACUGAAUUACACACAGAGCCUCUUGCCUAUUAUCCCGUCUAUAUCUGGCAUUUACAUCAUUCUGGCUGCAUUUCUUCAAUUAUAUUUGAUCUCAUGCUUUAGGCUACCUUGUUAUCGAUCUGUCUCUCCUUGUCAAUACAACCUAAAAUUACGUGUCAGAGGUUUGGUGAAGCGGCUUUCACUUGGACUCAGCUGAACCUUUUGGCUUAAACAGAGUGGCUGUAAUGUCAUCUCUUGUCAGCUUAUUCUCGAUUGAAAACCACACUUGUUUCAGAAAAGUAUCUCUGCUCACAAACAUUGGUAAGAAGUGUCAUGUCUUAUUAAAGAUCUUGUGUAUUCGCCUUUGCCUAAUCUUCCUGUCCCUUUAAGCCCCAGCAGCAGCAGCAGAUAGGCCACCAGGCAGCCCACCAGAAAAGCCCUUUUAGAGACUUAAAAGUGAAAUCUCAGCAGCAGCAGCAGCAUCAGAAACUGUCUCCUAUUAGGUAUUUCUCAGAGCUGGUUUUGUUGGGCAUAGAAGUGAGAACUUUGGGAUUACAUUACCAUGUCUUUGGCGCGGUGUGUGGUCUUUGUGUGCAGCUUGUAGCUGUUGAGAAUGACUUGUUGGAAGCGUGUGUGCUCUCAUCGCUCUCUUUUGUAGAAACUCACAGUGCAACUCCCCAAGUCCUCCUGGCUUUAUGGUGAGCUGGUCCCCAUGAACCCCAAGCAAUUAGUCCCUAAUCUCAAGGUAAUCAUAUUUGAGUUAGUGACUAGCUGUUGAAUUUUUAUUCGCCUGUUUAGCUUUACUUUCACUUUUGGUUUUUACCCUGGUAUUAAAAAAUGCUUAUUUUGUGCACGAGCAUGUAAGUUUAGACAGAUUUAAUUACAGGUGUUGGAAUUAAAAUACGCGAGAUGAAAUAAAGCAAACCACAGCAAAUGAAAGUUAACAUUUCAGCUUUCAUAUUUUACAACCAGGAGUCUUAAAAUCUCAAUCACAAAGGUGACAUCGUUUUCAAACGUCAAGUUUUCUGCAUUAAUAACAAAAAUGUCCCGUGCAUCGCUGAUUUAAAUGUGUUUUAAAUUUAUAUUUCAGCGUUUACGAUGCACUUUAGCGUCAGUACGUUAAAUUAAGUGUCUACAUUGAAGACACCAAAGGAUGUCUAUUAAUGUUUGAUCUGAGGAAGAUUAUUUUGCACGCUGUUGUUUAUCCUUUUGAAGACCUAAAAUAACAGUAAAAUGUAAACAAAGUAUUUGUAAAGUAAACAAAGCAACGAUUAUAAAAUAUUUGUAUUUUUAAUCAACUAGGCUUUAUAAACAAAUAAAACCGAAAGUAAAAAAUACUAAAACAGACUUCGCUGGUUUCGUCCAUUUGAUAAAAGUUAACAUUUAUUCUAGUCAGCAACUUAACGUUUUAGGAGUUGAUACAUAAAUGUGUUGCAUUACGACAUAUACUUUUAUGAUGUGUUUACGUUGAAUUAAACCCGUAGACAUCCAAAAUGAUAUCUAAAAACCUAAAUAAACAAAAAGAAAACAAAAAUUUUAUACAAUCAAAAAUAUUUAUUAUUCGCGUAUUUUUCAAAGAGGCACCGUGCGGACUUGGUGCUGUCCACGGUCCUGAAAUACAUGAAAUGUACGUAACGUGUCCGGUAUAUUUGAGGUUUAAAAUAUAUAUUUAUGUCAUAAAUUGUUGGGAGAUUAUAAAAAUAAGCCUGUCUUCUUCUCCUUCUUUGGCAGCACAGCCUCUCUCGCUGCUCUUUUUUUAAGUUCCUAAACAUUUCAAUCCUGCAGGCCUGAGCAUUCACGUGCAUUACAAAUAGCACAAUUACACAGCAACUGCAAUCACCCCCCUUUGGUAAAUGUUAUUGUCAGCUAGCAGCAAAAAUCUUUAAUUGUCCUACGUUUAUCUGCUUCUUCAAGCCAUUGUUCAAAGGGCGCAAACGAGGGUCAUUUGUGAACCGAAAUACUUUGCAUGCAAAGCGGAGCACAAGAUGCUGUAAUACUUGACCUUUCAGCAUAAUUGUUGCAGGCAUGAAAUGCAGCUUGCAGGGCUCGCUGAGUGGAGCCUUUUCUUUCUCCCUCCUCCCUCUGAUGAACAAAGCGCAUUUUAUACGUCUUCGGUGUUCAUUUGGUUUUGUUUCUUUCCGGGAAAAUUUCUCUGGGAACGGCUGCAAUUUAUCUUCCUUUUAAUAACACUGCUAGGCCAAAAAAAAAAAUAGAUUUCUCAAUUCAACACUCCACAAUGGGCUUCAUGUUUAGCCCCCUAAAAAAGGCAGAAAACUUGUAAAUGGAUGUGUUUAUCAGUUUGACAUGACAGACCUUUAACAUAAUGACUCUGGACAGCAGGGCUGAAACAUCUGGCUCAAGGACACUUGAGUGACUGCUGCUACCUAGAUCUGUCAAACUAGAUGUUGACACAAUGAUGUUAAACAGAAUAAGAUGAAAUUUCCCCCAAAAAUUGAAUUUGUGUUCUACCAUUAUACCUGAAAGGACUUUAAAAAAGGUUUAAUGUUUUUAUAGCUUCAGAAACACCAAAAGUUGAUAUACAUUUCAAAUCUUCACAACCAAAUAUGAUCCAGAUUUAACAACAAAUGUCUAAAGUUGACUAUUUUUUGAGAGAACUGAAGUAUUCAUGAGAAACUGAAGUAUCUGAGUUUUACCAGAUGAUGCAAAACAUAAGAAAAAUACACUUUUAUUGUAACUAAAUCAUCAGCUGUUUGAUUAUUCAGUUAACUCAAGCUUUUUUUCACAAGAGCAACAAUUAAGUGAUUAAAUCUAGAUGAAACCGAACAUGAUUUCUUGCGAAUUUCAGGGCAAUAAAAGGAUAUUUUCAAUCUUGUCUCGCCAUGAAAACACGUCUUGGAUGGACAGCUUAAGACAAACACAAAGAACACAACUCUUUCAAAAACAGUAGAGUAACAACCUGAUGACAACUUUUAGCGCAAGUCUGUGAUAAUGAACUCUUCUCUGCAGAAUAAACUGUCAGCAGAGAUGGUGAGAUGCAACAACAUGGACGGUUAUUUAAAGCUCCUGUGUGUCGUUUUUGUUUGGUCGUGUAUCAGACUGAAUCUACGGCUGAUGUGUUCAUUGGACCAACUAAAGCAAACAUGACCAAAGGCAUGAAGACUGACGAAUUUGUCCACAGGUGGCGCCAAAAUCAACACAUACUAAAAGUUCCAUAGAGGUGUUUUAAAAGGUUUCCCCCCUAACAUGUUAGAUAAGGCUAACUGGCCACAAAGAAAAGACAGUACCUGUAGUUUUGUCUGUUUUUAGAGUUUUAAAGGCCAAAAUAGUACAUUUUAAAAAGUUUGUCCUCGUAAAACUAGUAUCAUCUACAUAGAAUGUAACUGACAGUGUUUUAUCCCCCAGUCAUGUGGAAUUUCCUCUGAAAGGACAACAGACCUUGCGAAGUACUUAUGUCAAGGUACCCACCAAACAUCAGGCAUCGAAGAAACGUGCAGAUCAAGUCAGCAUUGGGUCGGUCCGUCAAAGACCACAUCUAGAUGUCAGUGGGACGUGCAAAAUAGGUUAGAAAUUUCAACGUCCAAAUUUGAUCUUUUUUAGACGUCGCUCUGAUGUUUAGAAUUUGGACCAAAUCUAGACGUCAGCACAACAUGCAAAGUAGAUCCAAGAUUUAGACGUCAUUAUUAGACCUCUUUUAGACAUUGAAAUGACAUCCAGACGUCGAAAAAAUAUGUUAAAUAGAUGUUAUUUUGACGUCACAUUGCACAGUGGGUACAGAAAACUUGACAUUGGCAUUAAAACUGUACAGAAAUGUGAGGCUGAAGAAAACUGCCUUGUUUCAUCCUGAGAUAUUUUGAUGCAAAAAAUCAAUGAAAUAAGAAAAUAAAACAUCCUCAACAAAAAACCUCAAUAAUUACACUUCCAAUCAGCACAGACUUCACACAAUCCUCACAUCCUCUCUUGACAAACAUUUGUUAAAACCAAGUUAGAGGCAGAGAGACAUUUUUGUCUGUAAUUUCUCCUAAAGGUUGACUUUGUUGGUUGACCAUUUGCUGACCCGGUGAAACCUUCACUCGAACCUUCAGAAACUUCCAACUUACUUUGUUUUUUGGGCAAUAUCAAGUACAGGGGUCUUCAUGAGAGUCAAUUAAUUAAAAACAGAAAUGCUAACCAAAAAUCAGCCUUUUAAUGCAACAGCCAAGUGAAUCUGUGCCAACUUUUACAUUAAAGCUAAAUCUAUUAGCAGAGGGGAAUUUGGAAUCUGUCAAAUUGUCAUGGCUGUACCUGAAAUAAUAAAUUAUAUUUAUAGCACAGCAAUUAAAUCAUAUCCGCUCCAGGAGAAAAAUGUUGGCAUUGAUACUCAAAACCAUUUUAGUGGAUUGGCCCUCUCCCUCUGAACUAAUGAAGCACUUCCCGGACCGAGUCCAACUACGCUAAUACAAGAGCGUACAUUGUCAUUGUUUAGACAUGACUGCUGUCCUCCAGUGACCCGGUCUAACGUGUUUAAAAUCAAGUAAGGGUAUCGUUUUAAAUACAAAAUGUUGUUACCAUUCAUCGUAGGACAUAUAUACCUCCUACUACUGCAGGGAUCGUUGUGCAGAAAACAAGAAACUUCAAGAUUGUAAGUUUCCAACAAAGUUUACAGACAGUUUAGUCUUGACCAGAGUAAACUUCUGUGGCGUGAUGAUAGGUCUUUUUCAUUUCUAUUCAUCAAUUGUUGAGCAGAAACCAUCAGUCACCAAUGGGCCAACAGAAGAUGCUGUUUAAGCACGUGGAGAGCAAAAUAUGCAAAGACUACUUCAUACACAGCGAGUGCCAUAAUGUACACAAACCAAAAGCUAAGUGCAAAUGCGAACUAUGUGUUCAGCUCAACCACCAGCAGAAUAAGUCAACUUUGACUGCACACGGCCCUGAUAUUAACGUUUUUAUCCAUCAAAGCUUCGAUGAGGAACUUCCUGUUUGUGUUGAGUUUGGUGUGCCAUGUGGAAAAUGUGCUAAUCCUGUCUUAGGUCACGUUCCUGACAGUUCGUAAUCAGUCAGUUUUGUCGCUGAUCGUCAUGUUUGCCAUCCUAGAUUAUUAAGUUAUUUUCAGUUUAUUCAAACCAACUAAAAACUGCUUACAGGAGCUUUAAAGAGUUUGCUUCACCAUAAAAUUCUGGCAUUUUAGAGAGUUAAAGAGUUUGUUUUUGUGUGUGUUUCUCUACUCUAUGGCUACCAUCAAAUUUCCUCCUUUCCUCCUUAAAUUCUCAAACGAGUGUAAUGCAAACGCAAAUGUGGAUUAGAGGAAAUGUGGAAUUUCUGUGGGCUGCUUUAACUCGUCUUAAUGUGUCUACGUACUCUUGUUAAACAUGCCAGUGAAAGGAGACCAGACUAAAGCGGGGUUGUCACGUCUGUGUACAGUAACAGCAGGAGUCCUUUAGAAACCAACCAGCCAUCACUAACCCUGUUAACACCAAACCCUCAUCAAGAGCCGGUCCUGCUGCUGCUGCUCUAAAGGGCUGCGGGAAUAACUGCUCCGGUUAAUGAAGGGCUCAAAAGUCCAAGGCUUUCCCUUUCAGCGUGGCUAAAGUCCAUUUAAAUGUAUCUGCAUAUAAACAAGAGGGUACUUAAGAUUUAAAAAGUUAGAAAAGUUCAUGUCUGUCACUGCGGAUGUGAAGCGCAUCAUGUUUAGAAAAACUGGAAAGUCACUGAAUGUCUGUAAAAGUGUUUAAAAAGGUAUAUAAUUUCAUUUUUGUUGGAGUUUCUGUACGCUGAAGACUUUGGAAUAUAAAUGUUAAAUCUUUCACCAUGCUCAGAGAAGAGUGUUACGUCUGAUAGGAGACCAUCCCAAACCC